This is a messenger RNA of Oryctolagus cuniculus (rabbit), 156 nucleotides long. Its product is annotated as ribosomal protein L39. Gene Ontology annotation, cellular component: cytosolic large ribosomal subunit; ribosome. The record is from RefSeq and is marked inferred. Gene Ontology annotation, biological process: translation. Gene Ontology annotation, molecular function: structural constituent of ribosome. NCBI's taxonomy places the organism in Eukaryota, Metazoa, Chordata, Mammalia, Lagomorpha, Leporidae.
AUGUCUUCUCACGAGACCUUCAGAAUCCAGAGAUUCCUGGCCAAAAGACAAAAGCAAAACCAUCCCAUUCCCCAACAGAUUCAGAUGAAAACCAGUAAUAAAGUCAGGUAUAACUCCAAGAGGAGACACUGGAGAAGAACCAGGUGGAGUCUAUGA